Molecule: messenger RNA, 494 nt
Organism: Diatraea saccharalis (sugarcane borer)
Lineage: Eukaryota; Metazoa; Arthropoda; Insecta; Lepidoptera; Crambidae
Source: the annotation of a GenBank genome assembly
UUUAAAUAUCCUUAUGAAAUCAAUCACUUCGUAGUUGAUGCACGCUUGUCGCGUGCACUACACCUUUAUUUAUAUAUAGUUAUUUAUAUACAUUUUUUAUUUAUUUAAUUUAUAUUCAAAAAAGUAUAAAAGUUUUCACUAUUGUGUCUGUUCAAUCAUUAAAGCUGUAUCGAAUACUCAAUCAUGUUUCAAUUCAAAGUGUUCGUAAUUUUAUUGUCAUUGGAUUAUGGACUUUGUUUCAUCAACCUGGCCGAUGUAGAAUGUGGCGUGUACCAAGCUCGACGUGCAAGAAUAGUAGGAGGAGAAGAUAGCUUACCUUCAGAAUUCCCGUGGGCAGCCAGCAUAUGGAGACAGGGGGCUCAUCAGUGUGGUGCUACUGUUCUCACUGACAGAUGGCUAUUGACAGCGGGUCACUGUAUUUGUAGGUUCGUAAAGAGAAAAAUUGACGAAUUCACAAAUGAAUUGCUAAUAUCCUCCUUGUACUAGGGAACCGU